CUUAGAGGCAUCAAACGGAUGGAAGCAAGGAGGUCGUCGUAGCUGGGAAGCUUUCGUCUCUCCAUUUUUUGGGGUCUCCGGGUCCGUUCGUGAGUUCAUUCAUGGCACGUCAGGUUUGAUUCUCUCUGAGCUCUUCUGGAACUCCACUAAAAUCUAAAAAUCUUAAAACCCACUUCUUGGAACGUGGCCACGUGUAAGGAAACAUGUGGCGGAAACGAAACAAGUGCAUGCAUUGUCAUGAUGCAUAGAGACAAAAUCGAACACAGGAAGUGGCGGUGGCGGAGAUGAGGGCAUGCAGGAACCAGUUGCCCUUUCAGUACCAUAACUCGUCUUCCCCCAUUUAUAUCUAAGUUCAGCAAAUUCACACAAUAGAGAAAAAGACAGGGAGGGGACCAAGUGCAGAGGACUCGCCGACGGUGGCUUUUGGCUCACUUAAUCCUCCCACAUUGGAUGUUGGAUCUUCUCAAAGCCUGCAUCAUCGUCCGAGUUAGUCUUACUCCCGCGUUCUUUCAUUCUCUCUCUCUCUCUCUCUCUCUAGAGCGUGGACAAACACGAGGUCCCUCCACCGUGAUUUCAAGAAAGAAAUCAAGAAUUGCCCCUCUCUUUGCCUCGUUGAAGACUCGGAACCUUGAUCUCUAUUGGGGUGAUGAGGGGUUAUGUGACCCACUGCGAAUUGAUUAUACACUUGAAGUUGGCAGAACGAUAGGAGUCAUCCCCCACUUAAAAAAAAACCGGGGGCAUGGAUGCGGGGAAAUUUAAGUGAGAGAUAUGGAGAGCCUACGCACCUAGCAUUACAACACUUGAUGCUACAGAAAAAAGAUAACAAAAGAAAAAACACCAAGUGCCCAUAACAGUCGAAACAACAAGAUGUGCUGUCAGGUCUAGAGAGAGAGAGAGAUGCCAUUUCCCAAUCCAAAAACCUUUUGUUUCCACCAAUCGACUUCAUCAUGCAGAAACGGUUUUUAUGAACACGAACCCCCCUCUCUCUCUCUCUCUCUCACUUAUCUCUUCUGUUCCCAAGCCCAUACACUCACUUGUGUCUUUUGCACUCUUAUUAAAUUAUCUUCACUCAGAGACGCUUCCCGUUUUCCAAAACCCUUUCUCUCUCUCUCUCUCUCAACAAAAACUUUGAAGUCCCUCUGAAUUUCUUCUCCACUCUUCCAUCAGAUCACCUAUAAAAACACCCACAUUCAUUAUUCAGUUUCAGUCCCAUUCACUUCCACCAGUUCUGCUCCCCCACUUCUUUAUUCCCCUCUAUUCAUCCAAAUUCUCCUACUCCUAAAAACCCAAAAAAGAAUCCUCAUUUUCGUGCAACGUUUCAUCGACUUCUUCCCCCGUUACUUGGUUCCCUCCCCCACAAUCUGACAUCAAUUCUUUCUCCCUCUCCCUCUCUCUCUCUCUCUCUCUCACAAACAGAGACGAUAUGGAAGAUGAAGAGAAAGCGGUCCACUCCAUGGGAGAAGACGUAGGGGCCAGCAGGGUCUUUCCUUGCUUGUUCUGCUCAAGGAAAUUCUACAGCUCCCAGGCGCUGGGAGGCCACCAGAACGCGCACAAGAAGGAGAGAACGCAAGCCAGAAAGGCCAAGAGGGCGUCGGAAUUCAUGGCCAGGAACUUCUCCCCCGCCACCCCGCCCCUGAUCUUCUCUCCGAACCAUAACCACGUCGGCGGACUCGUGAGCCCUUCCAUUCGCGUCUCCGCGCACGCCCAUUAUCUGCCCGCCCACCACGCCGUGCCUUCGGACAUGUUCGGAACCAACAGCGCGCCUAGGUUCGACGCCGGCGGUCUCGUGUACGGCGGCGUUUGCUCUGGUAACGGCAGGUUCUGUCCCGAAGACAGUGACCCCAGUUUGCUCAGCUGGCAGAGGAGUGUGGUCGGGUGCAAUGGCAUCGACGGCGGCAAGCUUGCCCAUCACGAAGCGCAUCAAGAGGAGGCCUUUGAGAGUCGUGAAAAGGACAAAAGCAAAAAUCUCGAUCUGUCUCUCCACUUGUAGAUAUCUCUACAGGCGAUUUCUUGGGCAGUGGGGAGUGAAAUUUUGGCGGAUUCAAACUUUUUUCCUUUCGGGGUAUGCUUUAGUUUCUCGAGAGGUCUAGGAGUUCGGUUGGGUUUCCAUUUUGUUCUUAGAGAAGAAAUAAGUCGUUUGACCUCCUCCUCCAUGCUAACACAUCGAGGAGUUAUCA
Messenger RNA from Eucalyptus grandis, 2177 nucleotides. Its product is annotated as protein LATE FLOWERING. Gene Ontology annotation, molecular function: DNA-binding transcription factor activity. The record is from RefSeq and is a predicted model, not a curated record. The coding region runs from base 1424 to 1990 and encodes 188 amino acids. NCBI's taxonomy places the organism in Eukaryota, Viridiplantae, Streptophyta, Magnoliopsida, Myrtales, Myrtaceae. The transcript has a single exon.